This is a messenger RNA of Thyridium curvatum, 762 nucleotides long. RefSeq lists its product as uncharacterized. Bases 1 to 762 code for a protein of 253 amino acids. NCBI's taxonomy places the organism in Eukaryota, Fungi, Ascomycota, Sordariomycetes, Thyridiales, Thyridiaceae. The record is from RefSeq and is a predicted model, not a curated record. The transcript has a single exon.
AUGCAUACCAGGAACCUGUUAGCGAGAGGCUUUGUCACCAUCUGGGCUUUGACCUCGUUUGCAGCUCUUUCUGCGGCAGUCUGUACCGAGUGGGCGCAGAUCACAACUGAGACCGAGAGUGACUCAAAUUGGUCUACCAGGUUCUCCGAGAAGGUGGAUCAACAAAAAUGCCCAGAGACUGCAACGACGCGUUGUAAAUUCGCAGGUCCGAAAAAAUAUCACGUCACAAUUGACCCGAGGCUUAUCACCAAUGUCACCCAUCUUGGCCUCGACUCACAGGAAAGAGACGCAAUCUUCAGAUUGGCGGCUGACGGAUACUCCAAAGCAACGAAUAGUACCUCGCGUACCGCUUUUGUCAAACUCGAAGGAUCUGUCAACACAGAGGAGCUCUUUGCAACCGAUUCGCCAAUCCUUAAGUUCGAUCCCGGCUUCAACACAUCACUGCUAUUUGUCCCCUACAUGAAGACCUCAAUUGGUAAGCUGGGUGGUUGCACCAACGCUUCUCUCAACGGGCUCCAAGUGUCGGCGGCUGCCCCGUAUCUGCAACGGGAUUCCAAAUCCAAUGAGUCUAUUAUUGCGGGAACUUGGGGAAGCCAAGGUGAACGGAGUGUCCCAAUUCAGCCAAGCACGACAUCAGCCACUUCUCCAGUUACAACAUCCCCUCCCCGACCUACCAGUGGCACCUACAAGCAGAUGAAUGCCACCGGCAUAUGGGCUUGGUGGGUUCCGCUAGCUCUAGCCUGGAGUGCCUACUGCCUGUAA